CCGGAAACCGCUUAUCUACUUCCGUUUCUGUUUUGUCGGGAAAUCCAGAAAAGACUGCGAAAAGAUCACCGCAAUCAAGAAAAAUAAAGUUCUGCAUUCGAAACUCGUGCUGAAAAGAGUUUCAGGAGAGGAGGAACAUCAUGUGGAAUGGUUCAAGAUCUGGACCGCGAGGAGGGAUGCCUUUUCGUGGGGAACCUCGUGGAGGCAUGUUUGAUGGCAGAGAUGGCCCCAGACCUGACUUUAGAGGUCGAGAUGGGAUGAACAUGGACAGACCACCAAUGGACAUGAGGCGCUUUGACUGCCCACCGGACAUGAGGGGACGAGACAUGGGUCUGCUUGACCGAGGCAGAGAGCCACCUCGGGACUUCUUCAGGCCUGGAGAUGAAAUGGACAUGAGUUUUAGAAGACGCUUUGAAAUGGAUCAGAGAAACAAUCUUCAAAAUUCUCCGGCAUUUAUGGGGCAGUCUAGGUCACCCAUGGAUAUGGGCAACAGAGAUAUGAGAGGCCAUAAUGAUGGAUUCAUGAAUAUGAGGGAGAGAGAGAGGUUUCAAAUGGAUGGACCAGGACCUGGACUUCCUCCAAUGGAAAUUAGGAGAAGGCUCGCCAUGGGGGCUGGGGGUGGAAAUGGGGAUUUUGGAGACUUCGGAGACAGGGAUAGGUCACGGAUGGGUGACAUAGAUGGAUUCAACAUGGAUAUGCCUCCCAGAGAUAGACCACUUAUAGACUUUGAUAGGCGGGGAGCUGCUCCUUCAUUUAAUCCAAGGGGAAGGUUUGAAUCUGAUAUGGAUAUGAGAAACCGUAUGGGAUCGUCUGGUGAUUUUAGGGAUCAGCCACCUCAAAUCUUUGGAGAGAAUGACGGCCUCCCAAUGGAUAUCAGCGGAAGAUCUGAUAUGCCCUUAGUUCGUGGGGGUCCAGAAUCCAUGAUAAGAGGUGAAGAUCUAAACGUAAGGGAUAGGGAAUUCCCAGAGCUGAUGGGAGAUCCCAUAGGCUUCCGAAGGAGAGAAAGCGAUUCACCGUCCGAAGAGUGGCGGCAGCAUGGAAUGAGAGAGCGAGACUCUCUUCCAGGAAUAAGCAGAAUUCCGGCCAUUCCUCAAAGAGACCUGCAAGAGAGGGUUUGGCCCAACCAUGGAAAAGAUAGAGAACGUUCUCCAUUCAAAGAUAGAGACAGGCAGUCUGGGUUUAUGGGAAAAGACAACAGUUUUGCACGGUCAGAAAGAGACUCCAAAUCCCAAAACUGGGACAAAAAUGUUCCUGGUGAUUUCACAGACAGAGCUCCAACUCAGGCAAGCCAGAAGCCGCCACUUCUUCCACUGGAUCCUGUUUUAAAUCCCAAAAACAGAGAAGUUGAUGAACACUGGCAAAGUGACAGAGAUAAACAUGAAAGAAAUCCUCCAUCAGGGGUACGACCUUCAUUCUUUCAAGACAAGAAUGCACCCAAUCAAAAGCCCCAUUUUGGAAGCGAUCGAGGGACUUUUAAGGGAUCCAGUGAUGUGGCUGCAGAUCAGGGACCACAGAGGGAGAGUUUGAUAUCAGGUCCAAAAGAAUCUCAGAAUAGCAGAGCGGAACAGCUUGAUCAGGAUUAUAGGGACAUUGAUUACCGGACCAGCUCAGGAAGAAAAUAUGACUACAGUCUCGAGGAUCUUCACGUGCCCAAAAAAGAUGAAAUGAAAUCCAAACUGGACCCACCUCAAAGACAAGAUGACUCAGGUUCCCAGGACCAGGAUUACAGAAGCGCUGGUGUUCAGGAUAAAGUCUCAAAAACAAUUGCUAUCUCUGGAAUUCCCAAAACUGCCACAAUGCAGCAGAUUCUUAAUGCUUUUGCAGUCCGUGAUGGAGUGCCAAUGCAGGGCAUGAAAAUAAGGAAUGUUGUGCCAGGUUACAGCUUCGAUACGGCCUAUGUGGAGUUUUUAAACCUCGAGGAUGCUGUCCACUUCAUGGAGUCCAACCAGGGAUCCGUAAAGGUUGGUGACAAGACUGCGCUGCUCAAAUAUAUACAGCCAGACAAAAAUGCAAAAGAGCAGCACCAAGAACCACCCACUACAUCAGCCCCAGCCAUUCAGGAUGUUAUGUUACCAAAUCCCAUCCUGUCAACGCCACUGAAUGUGACGGAGGAAACCCCUGUCAAGCACGUUCAGGACCCCGUUUCUCAAAGCGUGUGGAAGAGAAACUCUAAUCUGACCCCUGAAGCAUGGCAACAGCAAGUGGACCAACAGCUACAAAAGGAGCCGGAGCAACAAGCUGAGGACUGGCCCAGUCAGAGAGCAUCACAUCGUCCAAACUCUUCAAUCUUCAAGGAGAGCAAGACGAUGAUCAUUAAAAACAUACUGCCCACAACCACCGUGGAGACUAUUUUGAAAGCACUCGAUCAGUAUGCUUAUCUGGAUGAGCGUAACGUCCGUCUGGUUAAAGGGAAGUUAUCUGGAUCAAAAUGCUUCUGCUUUGUCGAUAUGGACUCUCAUGAGCAUGUGACUCGCUUGGUAGAGCUGCUCACAAAACCCCGGCCUAUCAAGAUCGAUGAUGUCAGAGUAUACGCUGAAGUAGCCAAGCCUUUGAUGAACCAGAACUAUAAGAGGGAUGGUGAAAAAACCAAACCGUCUCUACUGGGUUUACCUCCAGAUGUUGUGAUGCAACAGCAAUAUCAACAGCAACCAUAUUUUCCUCAGCCGUCCCAUACAUCUGUGGGUAUUGCACCUGCCAUGCCAGGUGAUCCAAUAGGAAUGGACAGCGUCUUAUCUUCGGCUGCAAUGCAGAGCUCAAGCGUAACGCAGGGCAUGAUGUUUUCGGAGGCAACAGCAGUUGGGCAGCCUGUCCAGAAAGGAGAGCACCGGACUGCAGCUAUACCUGACCCUGCUCUCCCCGGAGCUGUUGACGCCUCUGAUGCUUUUAUCUAUGGAUCUGAUGAUCCAGAUUUGUCUGCUUUCCUUUAUGAUGCCACAUCUGGUUUCUAUUAUGACCCUCAAACUACUUUGUACUAUGACCCCAACUCAAGGUAUUUCUACAAUGCUCAGAAUCAGCAGUAUCUGUACUGGGACAGCACCUCUAAGACCUACGUACCGGUCGAAAGCGCUGAUGUUCAAGAGCAAUUCCCUAACACUAGUGUUCCCGUGGCAACUGGUGGUGAAGUAAUGGCCACACCCAUCACAGAGGAAGUUAACAUUGCUAUUGAGGCUGGGCCAGACCGGAUAGAGGAGGAUGCUGCCCCACGUGCGGACAAGAAAGAGAAGGAAAAGGAGGAGAAACCAAAAAGUAUAGCAGCAUUUAAGAUAAUGAAGGACAUGGAGCGCUGGGCAAAGAUCCAGAACAGACAAAAGGAUGUUGUCCGAUCGCCUUCUCCGGUUCUCAAGGGAGGCGAUGACCAAAGGCCUUCCAAGGCUGCUGAUGCAGCGUUUGCCAUCUUCGAAAGAAAGGUCGCUGGUGGAGAGGACUUAUUCAAGAAACCUCUCGCCCCUCCAAAGAAAGAGGAAAAGUCAUCAAAGCGGCCCAUGGGCUCUCUCGGAAUGUUGGCGGCCGACUACGGGGCGGGCAGCGACGAUGAGGACGAGGAGAAACACGAGAAGCAGGAAGCACCGCAACCCUCCAAGAACCAGCCGCAGACGGAGGAGAAGGAGGACAGGUUGACCGACUGGAAGAAAAUGGCAUGUCUUCUGUGCAGACGCCAGUUCCCAAAUAAAGACUCUCUGAUCCGACACCAGCAGCUCUCGGAUCUGCACAAGCAAAAUAUGGAAAUUCAUCUCAAAAUCAAAAGGUCAAAGAGAGAGCUUGAGGCUUUAGAAAACCAGGAAAAACAGAUAAAAUCGAAAGAACCUAGCAGUUCACCUGAACCAAAAAGAAAAAAAUCAACACACUACUGGGCUAACAAUGCACGCAGGGGCAAAGGCCGGGGCGGUUAUAAAGGCAGUGAAAGGCCAGGUUUAGGUCUAGAAACUACUGAGCGGAAGAAUAAAGAACCUGUCGUCUGGAAUCACGCAACAUACAAGCAGGCGGUUAGGAAGGCCAUGUUUGCACGUUUCAAUGAGCUGGACUAACCGUAAUAUUGUGAAAUGAAGAAAUGCGUAAAUACAAAAACUGCUGGCAGCUCAUUCCAGGCAUCCCUCUGUGAACUGACAUGAAUUCCUGUGAUUUCCUGUAACUUUUCAUUUUGUGAAUUUGGUGACAUGCCUAUUGUAAAUUUCAUUUACUUUGUCCUAGCAGCCAAACAUGCUUUAUGUUGAGUCAUCAUUUUGUAGCUCUAUUCUUCAGGGCUUUUUAACUAUUUCCCAAUUUGACGAUUGUUUUUUUAUUGUAGUAAAUUUGUAUGGUUUCAUUUAAGGACUUUAAAUACAAAAACAUUACUGUAGUCAGUCAAUAAACGUCUCAUUGUGGCUGUCAA
This is a messenger RNA of Paramisgurnus dabryanus, 4369 nucleotides long. RefSeq names its product RNA binding motif protein 6 (gene rbm6). Gene Ontology annotation, cellular component: nucleus. Gene Ontology annotation, biological process: mRNA splicing, via spliceosome. Gene Ontology annotation, molecular function: RNA binding. NCBI's taxonomy places the organism in Eukaryota, Metazoa, Chordata, Actinopteri, Cypriniformes, Cobitidae. The record is from RefSeq and is a predicted model, not a curated record.